AUGCCAAGCAUAUUUUCCUACCUGAGCGCGGAAGUCGACUGGUGCGAAGGCAACUUUGAGCACUCAACGAUCAUCGCGGAGUACUAUAACACUAUCAGCAAUGUAAGCUUCUUUAUCCUUUCUCCUGCCCUGCUCUACCUGAAUCGGCAGUACUGCCAGCAGCGUGCCUUGCCCCUGUAUUUCGUCUCUGCACUGCUCUUCUGUGUAGGUAUCUUCUCAAUGUACUUUCACAUGACUCUGAGCUACGUGGGACAGCUCCUGGAUGAACUCUCUAUCCUCUGGACACUGGCUGUGGCAUAUUCCUUUUGGUACCCAAAGGUUUACUUCCCCAGGUGCAUCAAAAGCAGAAAGCAUUUCUUCUGGUUGAGUGGUGUCACCACCGUGGUCAGUACCUUCUUGUCCUUCAUCAAACCAGCCUUCAAUGCCUACGUGCUCAACUGCAUCGCCUUCCAUCUGCUUUAUCUGACAUGGCAAGAGCUGAAAAAAUGUAACAACAAGCGGGUUCACCGGAUGGCUGCAGCCAUGGUUGUGUCAUGGGCACUGGCCAUCGCCAGCUGGAUAGGUGACAAGUGGUUCUGUGGCUUCUGGCAGAUGAUCAACUUCCCCUACCUCCACAGCUUCUGGCAUGUGCUGAUAGCCAUAUCUCUUCUCUACUGCUGCCCUCUGGUCAUCUACUUUGACGUCAUCUAUGAGCUGCCAUUGUUUAAGCCGAAGCUGGAAUAUUGGCCCAGUGACUCCUGGCCUGUUGUAGUGCCUUAUGUUGCCCUGGAGCAAUCCCACAAACAGUGCUAG
Molecule: messenger RNA, 792 nt
Organism: Rhea pennata
Lineage: Eukaryota; Metazoa; Chordata; Aves; Rheiformes; Rheidae
Gene: ACER1
Product: alkaline ceramidase 1
Exons: 6
Coding region: 1-792 (263 amino acids)
Biological process (GO): sphingosine biosynthetic process; ceramide catabolic process
Cellular component (GO): membrane; endoplasmic reticulum
Source: RefSeq, a predicted model, not a curated record